Hyposmocoma kahamanoa is the source of this 2488-nucleotide messenger RNA. Its product is annotated as ATP-binding cassette sub-family G member 4-like. The record is from RefSeq and is a predicted model, not a curated record. Bases 49 to 1623 code for a protein of 524 amino acids. Gene Ontology annotation, molecular function: ABC-type transporter activity; ATP binding; ATP hydrolysis activity. Lineage: Eukaryota; Metazoa; Arthropoda; Insecta; Lepidoptera; Cosmopterigidae. The transcript has 8 exons. Gene Ontology annotation, cellular component: plasma membrane.
CAGUCCAGCGGUAACAUCUACAUAAAUGGGCGCCCACGCAACUACAACAUGUUCCGUCGGCGGUCUUGCUACAUCCUGCAAGACGACAUGGUACAGGAUAUGCUCACUAUACAUGAAUCACUCACCGUCGCCGCUGAACUCAAACUCGGAAACCAUAUUGAUAAAGGGACGAAAAUUCGAAGAGUAGAAGAAAUAAUCACAUCACUCGGUUUGAAUACAGUAAGAGAUACAAGAGCAGCAAAUCUCUCGGGGGGUCAAAAGAAGCGGCUUGCAAUCGGACUGGAACUUGUUAGUGAUCCCCCUGUGAUGUUCCUAGAUGAACCCACCAGUGGCCUAGACAGCUCAAUAUCAAAACAAAUGGUAUACCUACUCCAUCUGUUAGCGAGGCAAGGUAGGACAGUGGUAGCGACAAUGCAUCAACCGUCUGCAUUGCUUCUAAAUAUGGUAGACCGGCUGUACGCGGUUGUGGCUGGACGGUGUGCUUACAUGGGCUCUGUAACUAUGUUGCUGCCUUACCUGAAACAUGUAAAUUUGACCUGCCCACCGUACCACAAUCCUGUGGAUUUUUUGAUAGAAAUAUGUGCAGAAAACGCUAACCUUCUAGUAGAACAUUCGGAAAAUGGUAAAAAUACACAAUGGAUUACCAACAUUUGUCAAGAGACCGAUAGUAAAUUAGAAGUAUUAACUAGGCAGUACAGCACGUGUGACGAAGUGAAUCUCACAAUCUUGCCGACACGAAAUGAGGAGUCAACAAAUAAAAUCCUUAUGAAAUUAAAAAGCACUUACUCUACUUCAUUUUGGAAACAAUUUGCUACUUUGACAAGAAGAUCUCUUCUGUCCCUGUGGCGAAAUCCGUCGUUCACAAUAAUGAUUACUGGCAUCCAUUGCGCGAUGGCUUUGUUCGUCGGAUCCCUCUUCUACAAUAUUGGAGGCGAUGCAAAGUACAUCAGAGACAAUUUCAAUUUUUUAAACUAUAGUCUUUUGUUUAUCAUGUUUACUUCCUUCAGUGCUGUUAGUAUUACAUUCCCACAACAGUUCCCAAUAGUGCGCCGAGAGCAUUUCAAUCGCUGGUACAUGACGAGCGCGUACUACGCAGCCACAUUGAUAUCGGCAAUUCCUACCCAAACAAUCUGCACUCUUACAUACGUCUUCAUCGCGUAUUGGAUGACCGGCCAGCCUCCUGACACCUUAAGAUUUUUAGGGUUCAUUUGGAUGCUCAUGCUUGUGUCGUUUGUCGCCCUCAACGUUGGGCUUUUGAAUGGCUCCAUGUUUGACGUGAAGCAUGGAGUAAUCUUCGGGCCGUUCUUCAUAAUGCCGUUUGUAAUUUUCUCCGGGUUCUUUCUUCUCUACAAAGAUGCCCCCGUCUUCUUCAAAUGGCUGUUUCAUAUAUCAUUUCUGAAACACGGCUUAGUUGGCAUUGUGAUUUCUAUAUUUGGCAUGGAGCGUCCUAAACUUCCAUGUUCAGACUUGUACUGCCACUACAGGUUUCCCAAACUAUUUAUUGAAGACCAAGGUAUGGAACAAGAGCAAUAUGGCCUUGCUGUCAUUUGUCUCAUGGGUAUCGCAGUGGUAGUAAGUGCUUGUACGUACGGUAUACUGAAAAUUAGACUACGGACUAAGUGAUGAAUUGCCUUAUUUAAUUUGUACAGGGUAAUAUUCCUAUGAAUACUGAUAACGUAUGUGAUCAUGUGAUUUCGAUGUGGUGUUUGUGUAAAAAAAUAUUUUGUAAUAAUAGAUAUAUUUCUCGUUAAAUUUGUUUUGUACUAGUGUUACCUGAAACAGCACCACUUCGAUGAAGGGAACGAAUUAUAUUUGCAAAUAUUAAGUACUUGCAAAUGUCAUUCAAAACAGAUUUAAUGCUCAAAGUUGUUAUGCACAAUGAUAGGUAACUUCUAGGUUAUGAAGUUAUAUUCACCACUUUUUAAAUUCUUGGAUUCAAUAUGUUGUAAACUGGUAAUAUGGAGUAUAAUAAUAUAUAUUUACUAAGAAUCAUAGUUAUUUCGACCUAAGUUUAAAAAACUGCUAGCUAGAGAUUUUAAGAUAAGGAAAUGCCAAUGAAACUAGAAUUCAAAUAGAGAGCAUGUAACUACAAAUAAAAAUGUACUAUGUACCUCACAUAUUAAAGCUAUAAUCUGUGAUUUAGGAGAAAUUUUAUAUCAUAUUUACUCAAAUGACUGUGAAAAACUAAUGCAUUCACUUUUUCUGUACGUCACACCCUAUGCACACCUUUGUCGUUACAUUCCAUAUACAUAUAGUUUUGCUGCCCUUGAUUAUGACUUGGAAAAUAAAUAAGAAACAAAUUAAGUAAGUGCUUACUGGUUACAUUUGGAAUUGUGGUAGUUCAUUAAACGGUGACUUUGAAUUAGUUCUUUGAAUUUCCCAACGUAGUGGGAGUCCACUAUUGUCCUUGCCUUAAAGAAUUUAAAUGAUCGAAUCCUAUAAAGUAAUAUAAUUUUUAAAUCGCUUUUUUUAUUUAUAAAAUGAACGG